Molecule: messenger RNA, 1911 nt
Organism: Porites lobata
Lineage: Eukaryota; Metazoa; Cnidaria; Anthozoa; Scleractinia; Poritidae
Source: the annotation of a GenBank genome assembly
AUGUUUGGCAUGCAAAACAAAGACUCUUGGCAGUUUAACUUAAUAAUCAGUAAAGACGACAAAGCCUACAUUAGGCCAGGAACAGAUGUGGGAAUGACUGGUGCAAGAAAUCAAGUAAUCUUUCAGCCAACAGACGAAGAAAGAGCUAGAAAACUCCCGCAGCAUGAUUUUGCUAAUCCUAAAGUGUAUAUCACUCCUGCUACACAUCGUUUCCUUGAGAAGGAGGGAGAAUUUGUCAGAGAUGAGGAACAGCUGUUUACUAAGACUGAUCAGACUUUUGUAGUCGUUCGCCCCAAGUUUUAUGUUCCUAGUGAUGGUACCACCUGGGCUUCUGAUUAUAUGAGGUUAAGACAUGAAAACCCACAGUUAUAUGAGGUUGGCUUGGAUAGUUUUGAGAAAUACUCACUUUCUUUCUGUAGUCUGUGUGCCAAAGUAAAAGACACUGUUUCUUAUUUCAUUCAGACAACGAUGGAAGAGGAUGUCAGCUGUGUAACAGAUAAGGUAAACUGCCCUUUCAAGCAGUAUGAGAAGAAACGAAUUGAGCAUUUAUCAAAAGCUUUAUCAAAAGCAAGAGACAUAUGGGAAACAGAGAUGAAAAAUGAUGUAGACCGAGCAGAAAUCGCCAAGGCCAAUGAGCUCAUUGGCUGCAUGUCAACAUUUACAGAGUCUCUCGAAAAUGCUAUUACUCAGCUAGAAGCAAAUUCUGGAGAAAGGUUGUGGCAAGUCUUUGAAGGAUUGAUAAAUGACAAUAUCAUAUUGAAGAAGAUAUCAGAAUUUAACUUAGCACCACUUAAACCCUGCAUUUUGGAGCUCACAGAUGGAGGUCCAGGUGUAGGGGUGAGCAAUUUUGAAGUCAGGUUCAGAGAUGCUGAGAUUGCCCUGCUUCACAAUUCUGACCGACGUGCUAGACUCCACCGUGCAACUAAUGAUUCCGGUCAGAAUGAAGCAGAACGAAGCAAUGCCUGCAUAGGUGAUGCAUUCGUCGAUGGAGGAAGCCUAAAUUGGGAGUACUAUGAACAAUACCAUGGCCUUGAGGAGGAGGAUUUAAAGAGAAUGUCAGCAAAAGAGCUAGAAGAUUUAGAGAAUGACCGAAUGAAGAAAAAUGCAUGGCGAGUUGCAGAAGAAGUGCUAUUGAGGAUAGAUGGUGAGCCUGCACCAAACGGUUUUCUUGGUGCAAUUGUUUCAGAAAAGCCUGGUGAAGAAUUUUUUUACAAUAAGGAAUAUCUAUCUAAGUAUAACAACACUUCAAAGUCAAAGCGACAUGUAAUACCUGGACAUGCCUAUUUUAAUAGAGUUGAAUCCUUUUUUGAGUCACAUUACGAAAGGGGAGAGCUCUAUUUUGAAUUUCUAAAAGGAGAUUGUUCAAGAAAGGGAGAACUGUGUGAGACAUGUAAGGAAAAUGGGUGGAUAGGUCCCGACUCACUGAAGCGCACACCACGUCCUUACCCAGAUGUCACACAACUCCCUUCCUAUCACUACCUCUCAGUAGGUAAUAUCCCUGUUCAUAACAGAGCACCAGAUGAUUUCCAACCCCGUGCGCAGUUACGCAAGCUUUUCGUCGAAGGGAACAUUAAAUGUGGCGAUAAUGACAAAAUUGAAGCAUUUUCUAAAAAAUACAUUGUCAGCCCUGAUCUGGUGGAAGAAUAUCUUGAGCACCUUACGAAUAUUCAAGUGAGAAAAAAUAUGCGCCAAGACGAAAAGCGUCAGGCAAAGAAAGAUGAAGAAACAAAAGGUUACGGUGACUAUAACUGGGAGGAACUCUACAAAUCGGGAAACCUAAAAAAGCUGAAGGUUGGUGAGCUCAAUAAAUAUAUUUUUCGCUACAACUUAUCAAGGAGAAAAAUGUCCAAAUCAGAAAACUUAACCUUCUGUCAGCUCACAUCAGCAAAGGUUUAUGUGAAAGGAUCUUGA